AUGUUAUUUGUUACACUUUGCCCGUGUCUGCUUUUAUCGGCUUUCACUCUUCGAAUUUCUUUGGCAUUACGAGCGGCAGUCACAAAGAGGCACUCAAUGUGUGCCCCAAGUGCCGACGUGGAUUCACGGAACCGAAAAGGUUUAGCUACGAAGAAAGAACACAAGUCGAACAUAAUGCUUGUUCUUGUGAUCGCAAAAUUCCUGGUGUCUGAUAUACUGCCAACUGUGAUUGAUGUUUUGGAACACGUAAGUUUAGCUAUUUUAUCAACCAACGACCUGCACGAAGGUUUAGACAGGAUCUUCUCUAUCGUUGGACAGAGCGCCUUUAUGCAAAGCCCAUUAGCGUCAUUGUUCGUUGAUUUGUCCAAUUUUCUCAUUGUGCUGAACUGUUCAUCGAAUUUCUGGGUGUUCGUAAUCUGGGGGAAACGAUUUCGGAGGUCAUGUCGGCACGUACUGCUUUCCUGCGAAAUUGGGGAGUCUAUAUAUAGGCUUGGAAAGGUCACAUCAGACCCGGACAUCGUUACUUGUUGUGGGCAAUCUUCGCUAACUACAAUGCAAAAUACGAAAAUAUAUGGAAGCGAUGGCAAGAACCGGCAAAUAAGAGUCUCGAAUUACUCAGCCCAGGGUGGAUCAGCUAUUUCAGAGAAAUCUGCUUACAAAUCCAUAUCAGAAGACUGCAGAGCAACAUGGGAAUAUGAGAAUCUGUCACAGUUAGAAGAAGUAGACGAACAGAAGCUUAUCCGAUAG
Molecule: messenger RNA, 747 nt
Organism: Haemonchus placei
Lineage: Eukaryota; Metazoa; Nematoda; Chromadorea; Rhabditida; Trichostrongylidae
Source: the annotation of a GenBank genome assembly